Molecule: messenger RNA, 435 nt
Organism: Orbicella faveolata
Lineage: Eukaryota; Metazoa; Cnidaria; Anthozoa; Scleractinia; Merulinidae
Biological process (GO): proteolysis
Cellular component (GO): nucleolus
Molecular function (GO): metalloaminopeptidase activity; zinc ion binding
Source: RefSeq, a predicted model, not a curated record
CGCGGGCACCAAACAUGGUCCAACAUGGCGGACCAAACAAAGACAAGGAGAGAAGAACACGACGGCGUUUGUGCAAAGGCCCAGGAACUUCUUGCACGGUACUCCAGUACUGUGUUUGCAUUCGACACCUCUGGAGACACAAGAUAUAUUAGAUGUGACUUUCCGCAGUGCAAGCAACAUGCUGAGGCCUUGCAAGGGAAACGUUGCUGGCUUCUUAAUACCGUGAAGAAUGUAAAAGUUCUUGAGAGACAUGUUGGUAAAGAAGUCCAUGAUUAUAUGAAAGAAAAAGAUUCUGGAACGGACGAUCAAGUGGUCAGCCCUCAUUAUGUUGAAAGUCAAGGUCUUCUUGAAAAGCAACAGCUGCCAGAAGGAACUAGAAAGGUAUCACAUUUAUUUUUUUACAGUGUAUCCAUUCAAUAAUUAGCCUUUACCUAC